Molecule: messenger RNA, 2049 nt
Organism: Aethina tumida (small hive beetle)
Lineage: Eukaryota; Metazoa; Arthropoda; Insecta; Coleoptera; Nitidulidae
Exons: 3
Coding region: 69-1970 (633 amino acids)
Source: RefSeq, a predicted model, not a curated record
ACAAUAAGAUAUUAUAUAAAUUCCAAAUUGGCCUUUGGUCAUACUCAGUUGUUCGUUGGCACUUCAGAAUGAAGGUCAUUCACGGUAUAUUAUUACUUAUGGUACCAGUGGUGUUGGGGGAGUACCAGUCACCACAUUCAUGGAAAGCGUCAAUUGUGCCAUCCAUUCAAACCAGUUUACAGCUGAAGAAAGAAAAGCUCAUUGCAGCCCUCAAACAAGCGCAACACAUUUUCGGGCCGGUACCACACACGGUGUACGGACCCCCACCAGCAACUAAGAACAUUGAAACAUUGGACGUUCAAACUUCAACACGGUAUAAUCCGACAAAGUAUAGACAAACACAAGUUCCUGCCACCUCUUAUGGAGUACCAGUUGGUAACAAUUUCAGGGGCGUCCCAUCGAACAACAAUGGGCCACAGUUUGUUUAUGGUACUCCAGAUAAGGUUAAUUCUGAAAGUAUUCAACCGGAUACUAGCUAUGGUGCUCCAAAUUUAAGUAAACAGAAUCUGCCGGUGUUUGAGGCUGAAAACUUCAACAAGAACUCCAUCGACACGACCAACGGAGAUAACCUAAAUACUAACAGAGUCAACGUUAAUGUUAACAUUCCCAAUAAUAUUAAUCCAACGAUUACUUUCAAUGGUCAAAUUCCAAACAGACCAAACACAGAAAAUCCCUCUUUUAAUUUUAAUCCAAGCACUUCAAGGCCACAAAACUCCAACCCUAACUGUAACUUUAAUGGACCCUGCACACAAACGCCACAAACCACUAAUUGUAACUUCAAUCCAUGCGCACAGAAUCCGACAGUUACUUUCAAUAGUGCCUCAACACCAAGACCCCAAAAUCCAUCAUUCAACUUCAAUGGUCAAGUUACACCAAGACCUCAAAGUCCCCCAGUUUUCAAUAGUGCAAACACGCCCAAUUUCGGGAAUCCCCAAAACGGAUUCGAUGACUACGACGUUCCCGUAGUAACCGGCACUCCUGGUGAAGAAGAAUCAAACACCGACGGUAAUGUGUCUCAGGAAACAACCACACAGCAGUACACCACAGACAAUAAUGAUCAAGAUAAUCAAGUUAAUCCUAGCAUAAGACCAAACACUGAUUUUGGUGAUCAAACCAAUGUCGGUGGUUUUAAUUCAAAUGAUGGUCAAAAUGUUAACAAUGUUAAUGAUAAUAAUAAUGGAUUUUAUAUUCCGCCUUCCACUCCUUCAACUACUGUCAGACCAGUACUCAGAAGAAGGAAGAAGCCUACAAGGAAACCAACUACUACCACCACAACUGAGGCACCCGCAGAAGAAGGCGAUGAAGAAGGAGCUGAAAGUGAUGACGACGAGCAGAACCUGAACAGGCCAAAUAUUGCCAUCGCGAACGCCUUUGCCGGACUCUACGUGCCCACAUCGACCGGCGGAUUCCGCCGAGUGGCGGCUAAGAAACCCAAAAACAAUAACCCAACUGCUGCGGACGGCACAUCGCUAAAUCCUGCUGUGGCGUCUCUUCCCCAAGCUGGCUCGAUACCGGUCGCAAGUUCGGUGCCCGUGGCGUCAACCGUUCCAAUUGCGGCUUCAGUUCCUGUGGCUCUGCCAUAUGCCGCUUCCGUACCGGUUGCGACGUCCGUGCACGGGUCAGUACCAAUAGCGCAGAUUCCUUACGCAGCUUCGUUGCCAUACCAAACGGUGCAGUAUGGUGCACCUGUUACCGGAGUGCAGUAUAGUGCACCUGUUACCGGGGUGCAAUACGGUCUUCCGAUCGCAAACGCCUUGAGUCACGGCGGUGCAGUCCAGUAUGCGGCGUCGGUACCGGUUGCGACGCAAGACGCCGAUUGUAAUGAGCAGUACGCUACCGCGUAUCAGUUGCAGCAGACUCAUCAGCAGGGGUAUCAAUUGCAGCAGACUCAUCAGCCGGGGUAUCAGUUACAGCAGACUCAUCAGUCGGGGUAUAGUUUGAAUGGACAGCAAGCGGAGCUGUGGAAGUAAACGUGGUCUAGAUUCCUAUUUAUAAUUAAAUGAGAAAAGAUAUUUUUUGUAUUGUUGAUAUAAAAUGUGAUUAAAAAUU